UCGCAUCGCGUCACGCUGACGCAUAACGCAGGCGUGAUGUGCCUCGCGCUCAGCCGCUCCCGCCGAAUCGCAUUCACGGGGUCCAACGACGGCCAGGGCUUGCGCGCGUGGGCGCUGCCCUCCGGCGCCUGCCUGGCGCACGUCGGCGGCUUCGGCUGCGCGGUCUCGGCCAUGUCGUGGCACAUCGCCUCGCACUGCCUCGCGACUGGCACAGAGGACGGCACAGUCUCCCUCUGGGACACGGCGACGCUCGAGGGGGAGGCGCCCGAGCUGCGGCAGGUCCACUCGCUGCCCCUCGACCAGCCGCAGGGCAUGCACGUCGAGGUGGUCUGCCUCACCCCCUCCGCGGACGGGACGGCCCUCUUCUGCGGGCUCGACGACGGCAACAUCGUGCUCCUCUCUUGACCGACCGGCUCGGGCUGCGGCCGGUGUCAGACGCAGGGCCGCAUCCACGGGCGACGGCGAGGCGGCCGGCUUGCUUGCUUGCACGACACACGGCCGCCCACGCCAUACGUCGCCACACUUGCGCCCCGUACGUCCGCUUCGCGCUUGCGCCGACCACACGUCUGCACGUACGGCUCUGUCUACAAGAGUCUCGCCCUCGCAGUGCGCGCCUGCCGCCUCUCGCUCGCCGUGUUCUCAGGAUCUCAGCUAGGUAUAUACUGUGCGUUAAUAAUGCAAGAAAUGCCACU
Molecule: messenger RNA, 692 nt
Organism: Emiliania huxleyi CCMP1516
Lineage: Eukaryota; Haptophyta; Isochrysidales; Noelaerhabdaceae
Exons: 2
Coding region: 37-405 (122 amino acids)
Molecular function (GO): protein binding
Source: RefSeq, a predicted model, not a curated record